AUGGAGUACCAGCCACUGCUGAAAAGCACUGGACCCCGUAGAAAGCUCCCCACUGGGACUCUCUUUCUAGCCAUGUGCGCAGCUGGCAUCGGAGGGACCUUCCAGUACGGGUACAACGUGUCUGUAAUCAAUGCUCCCACCGAGCACAUCCACAAGUUCCUGAACGAAAGCUGGCAGGAGCGCCAUCGGGCAACCCUCAGUCCCGGCAUGCUGACCCUGCUCUGGUCCACUGUGGCAUCCAUCUUUUCACUUGGAGGCCUGUUUGGGGCACACCUGGGAGGCAGGCUGGCCAUCCGGAUGGGGAGGAAAGGAGGCCUUUUGAUGAACAACUUCAUAGCUGUCCUUGCUGCUCUUCUGAUGGGUUUGAGCUCUCCGACAGGGUUGUUUGAAUUACUAAUUGUUGGGAGAUUUUUGAUUGGCAUAAACACAGGCAUCGGCCUCUGCCUGCAGCCCCUCUAUAUUGGAGAAGCUGCCCCCAAGCACCUGCGGGGGGCGAUGACCAUGGGCAGCUCCAUAUUUCUGACCGGGGGGAUUCUGACAGGACAAGUCAUUGGCUUAAGGGAGUUACUCGGCGGAGAAAAGUACUGGCCUUUUCUGCUCUCAAGCUGCUGUUUCCCAGCCUUUUUCCAACUCUUGACCCUUCCCUGGUUUCCAGAAAGUCCCCGGUAUCUCUUAAUUGACAGAGGGGAUGAGCUGAAAUGUCUCCAAGCUCUGAAGAGCUUUCAUGGCCCUCUACAAUACCAGACGGAGAUGGAGGACAUUCAGAGGGAGUGCGUUGCCCUUGGGGGUGAGAAGCCCAAGAAGCCCUGGGAACUCUUCACUGACCGCAGCAUCAGGUGGCAGCUCAUCACCGUCAUUGUCAUGCCAAUGGGCCAGCAGCUGAGCGGGAUAAACGCGAUUUACUUCUAUGCAAGUUAUGUUUUCACGGAAGCUGGAAUCCCCUCAGCAAAGAUCCCCUAUGUGACUCUGGGGACAGGGGCUUGUGAAUGCCUCACCGCCCUCACCUGCGGCCUGCUGGUUGAGUCCAUGGGGAGGAGGCGUCUUAUCCUGGGGGGCUACUCCCUGAUGACGGUGUGGUGUGUCGUGUUGACCUGCUCUCUGACGUACCAGUCGCACACCUGGGCACCGUAUCUGAGCAUGGCUUCAAUAUUCGCUUUCAUCCUGAGCUUCGGGCUCGGACCAGGUGGAGUGACAGGGAUUUUGACUGCGGAGCUGUUCACUCAGUCUUCACGGCCUGCUGCUUACAUGAUUGCCGGAUCCAUGAGCUGGCUGAGCUUCUUCACCGUUGGAAUGCUCUUCCCCUUUAUAGUGAAAGGUCUCAAACAGUAUUGCUUUCUUGUGUUUUUGGUGGAAUGCUGCUUGGUUGCCAUCUUUAUAUUCUUUGUUAUUCCUGAGACAAAGAAUAAAACCUUUCUGGAAAUUAAGAGAGAAUUUCAUAAGCGCAACUUUGGCAGAAGAACCCAAGAGCAUGAGGGAGAACCAUGCGAGAGAUGGCAACUUAGCUGUGAGUUCUAG
Messenger RNA from Euleptes europaea (tarantolino), 1515 nucleotides. Its product is annotated as solute carrier family 2, facilitated glucose transporter member 11-like. NCBI's taxonomy places the organism in Eukaryota, Metazoa, Chordata, Lepidosauria, Squamata, Sphaerodactylidae. The record is from RefSeq and is a predicted model, not a curated record. Gene Ontology annotation, biological process: monosaccharide transmembrane transport. Gene Ontology annotation, cellular component: membrane. The coding region runs from base 1 to 1515 and encodes 504 amino acids. The transcript is spliced from 12 exons. Gene Ontology annotation, molecular function: hexose transmembrane transporter activity.